This is a messenger RNA of Galeopterus variegatus (Sunda flying lemur), 4048 nucleotides long. It is a transcript of the gene FGFR2, whose product is annotated as fibroblast growth factor receptor 2. Gene Ontology annotation, biological process: positive regulation of cell population proliferation; multicellular organism development; fibroblast growth factor receptor signaling pathway. Lineage: Eukaryota; Metazoa; Chordata; Mammalia; Dermoptera; Cynocephalidae. Gene Ontology annotation, cellular component: membrane; signaling receptor complex. Bases 91 to 2610 code for a protein of 839 amino acids. The transcript has 17 exons. The record is from RefSeq and is a predicted model, not a curated record. Gene Ontology annotation, molecular function: ATP binding; fibroblast growth factor receptor activity; fibroblast growth factor binding.
GCCGCAGCAGCCGCAGCAGCGCCCUGGUUCCUGAGCCCCCGCAGGCUGCAGGCGUUGCUGGCAGUCCAUGCUCGUAGAGGAAGUGUGCAGAUGGGAUUAACGUCCACAUGGAGAUAUGGAAGAGGACCGGGGAUUGGCACCGGAACCAUGGUCAGCUGGGGGCGCUUCAUCUGCCUGGUCGUGGUCACCAUGGCAACCUUGUCCCUGGCCCGGCCCUCGUUCAAUUUAGUUGAGGAUACCACAUUAGAGCCGGAAGAGCCACCAACCAAAUACCAAAUCUCUCAACCAGAAGUUUACGUGGCUGCGCCAGGGGAGCCGCUAGAGUUGCGUUGCCUGUUGAAAGAUGCCACCGUGAUCAGUUGGACUAAGGAUGGGGUACACUUGGGGCCCAACAAUAGGACAGUGCUUAUUGGGGAAUACUUGCAGAUAAAAGGCGCCACACCUAGAGACUCCGGCCUCUAUGCUUGUACUGCUGCUAGGACUGUAGACAGUGAAACUUGGUACUUCAUGGUGAAUGUCACAGAUGCCAUCUCGUCCGGAGAUGACGAAGAUGACACCGAUGGCUCUGAAGAUUUUGUCAGCGAGAACAGUAACAACAAGAGAGCACCGUACUGGACCAACACAGAAAAGAUGGAAAAGCGGCUGCAUGCUGUCCCUGCAGCCAAUACUGUCAAGUUUCGCUGUCCAGCUGGGGGGAAUCCAACACCAACUAUGAGGUGGCUGAAAAAUGGAAAAGAAUUUAAGCAGGAGCAUCGCAUUGGAGGCUAUAAGGUCCGAAACCAGCACUGGAGCCUUAUUAUGGAAAGCGUCGUCCCAUCUGACAAAGGGAAUUAUACGUGCGUGGUGGAGAACGAACACGGGUCCAUCAACCACACAUACCACCUUGACGUUGUGGAGCGAUCGCCACACCGGCCCAUCCUCCAAGCUGGCCUGCCAGCAAAUGCCUCCACAGUCGUCGGUGGCGAUGUGGAGUUUGUCUGCAAAGUUUACAGCGAUGCCCAGCCCCACAUCCAGUGGAUCAAGCACGUCGAAAAGAAUGGCAGCAAAUACGGGCCCGAUGGGCUGCCCUACCUCAAGGUUCUGAAGCACUCGGGGAUAAAUAGUUCCAAUGCAGAAGUGCUGGCUCUGUUCAAUGUGACUGAGGCGGAUGCCGGGGAAUAUAUAUGUAAGGUCUCCAAUUAUAUAGGGCAGGCUAACCAGUCUGCCUGGCUCACUGUCCUGCCCAAACAGCAAGCUCCUGUAAGAGAAAAGGAGAUUACAGCUUCCCCAGACUACCUGGAGAUAGCCAUUUACUGCAUAGGGGUCUUCUUAAUCGCCUGUAUGGUGGUGACAGUCAUCUUGUGCCGAAUGAAGACCACGACCAAGAAGCCCGACUUCAGCAGCCAGCCAGCUGUGCACAAGCUGACCAAGCGCAUCCCCCUGCGGAGACAGGUUUCUGCCGAGUCCAGCUCGUCGAUGAACUCCAACACUCCCCUGGUGAGGAUAACAACGCGCCUCUCCUCGACAGCAGACACCCCCAUGUUGGCAGGGGUCUCUGAGUAUGAACUGCCAGAGGAUCCAAAGUGGGAGUUUCCAAGAGAUAAGCUAACGCUGGGCAAGCCCCUGGGGGAAGGUUGCUUUGGGCAAGUGGUCAUGGCAGAAGCUGUGGGAAUCGACAAGGACAAACCCAAGGAGGCAGUCACCGUGGCAGUGAAGAUGUUGAAAGGUGAGUCGGGAGGCAGGNNNCUUUCUGAUCUGGUGUCGGAGAUGGAGAUGAUGAAGAUGAUUGGAAGACACAAAAACAUCAUAAACCUUCUUGGAGCCUGUACACAGGAUGGGCCACUCUAUGUCAUAGUUGAGUACGCCUCGAAAGGCAACCUCCGAGAGUACCUCCGAGCCCGGAGGCCUCCCGGGAUGGAGUACUCCUAUGACAUUAACCGCGUUCCCGAGGAGCAGAUGACCUUUAAGGACUUGGUGUCGUGCACCUACCAGCUGGCCAGAGGCAUGGAGUACUUGGCUUCCCAGAAAUGUAUUCAUCGAGAUUUAGCAGCCAGAAAUGUUCUGGUAACAGAGAACAAUGUGAUGAAAAUAGCGGACUUUGGACUGGCCAGGGACAUCAACAAUAUAGACUAUUACAAAAAGACCACGAAUGGGCGACUUCCGGUCAAAUGGAUGGCUCCAGAAGCGCUUUUUGAUAGAGUGUACACUCAUCAGAGUGAUGUCUGGUCCUUCGGGGUGUUAAUGUGGGAGAUCUUCACUUUAGGGGGCUCGCCCUACCCAGGGAUUCCCGUGGAGGAACUUUUUAAGCUGCUGAAGGAAGGACACAGGAUGGAUAAGCCGGCAAACUGCACCAAUGAACUGUAUAUGAUGAUGAGGGACUGUUGGCAUGCGGUGCCCUCCCAGAGGCCAACGUUUAAGCAGUUGGUAGAAGACCUGGAUCGGAUUCUCACGCUCACAACCAACGAGGAAUACUUGGACCUCAGUCAGCCUCUCGAACAGUAUUCACCUAGUUACCCUGACACAAGGAGCUCCUGUUCUUCAGGAGAUGAUUCUGUUUUUUCUCCAGACCCCAUGCCUUAUGAACCAUGCCUUCCUCAGUAUCCACACGUAAACGGCAGUGUUAAAACAUGAAUGGACGUGUCCUCCUGUCCCCAAAUGGGACAGCACCAGGAACCUACCUACACUGAGCUGGGGGGCCCUGCCUCCACGAGUGUGUUGCUUCUGCUUGUAUAUAUGGAUCAGAGGAGUAAAUAAUGGGAAAAGUAAUCAGCAGAUGUGUAAAGAUUUAUGCAGUUGAAAACUUGGAAGAGAAUGUUUCUGGGUACUGGAUUGCCUCGGACCACCACGCGACCCUCUGACCUGCCCGCGGGUGCUGGCCGUGGACCAGUCAGACUUAAGGCAGACCUGCAAUCUGCCUUCCUUGUUAAUUUUGUAAUAAUUGGAGAAAAUAUAUGUCGGCACACAUCUACAGAGCACAAAUGCAGUAUAUAGGUGCUGGAUGUAUGUAAAUAUAUUCAAAUUAUGUAUAAAUAUAUAUUAUAUAUUUACAAGGAAUUAUUUUUUGUAUUGAUUUUAAAUGGAUGUCCCCAUGCACCUAGAAAAUUGGUCUCUCUGUUUUUAAUAGCUAUUUGUUAAAUGCUUUUCUUACACAGAAUUUCUUAAUUUUCACCAAGCAGAGGUGGAAAAAUACUUUUGCUUUCAGGGAAAAUGGUAUAACAUUAAUUUAUUAAUGAAUUGGUAAUAUACAAAACAAUUAAUCAUUUAUAGUUUUUUUGUAAUUUAAGUGGCAUUUCUAUGCAGGCAGCGCAGUGGACUAGUUAAUCUAUUGCUUGGACUUAACUAGUUAUCAGAUCCUAUAAAAAGAGAAAUAUUUACAAUAUAUGACUAAUUUGGGGAAAAUGAAGUUUUAUUUGUGUUUAAACUCUGCUGUCAGAUGAUUGUUCUUAACCCACCUAAAUGCCGAUAUUAAAAGAACCUGUUAAUAGCAAGGUGUUUUGUUUUGGUAUACACUUCUGUCAUUGGGCCAAUGAAACAUUUAACUGGACUUUCCAAGACAAAUGGUACCAGUGUCCUCUUUAAAAGAUGCCUUAAUCCAUUCCUCAAGGACAGACCUUGGUUGAUAUGAUGGCAGAAUGUACUUCUCUCCGGCAGCUGGUCUUCUGCCCCCAAGUUGCACAUUAAUCAGAUUAGCCUGUAUUCUCUACAGUGAAUUUUGAUAAUGGCUUCCAGAUUCUUUGGCAUUGGAGAAGCCUUUUAGGAUCUUCAAGUCCCAUCACAGAAAACUGAAACACAGAGUUGUUCUGCUGAUAGUUUUGGGGAUGCAUCCAUCUUUUUAAGGGAUUACUUCAAUCUAAUUCUGGCAGGACCUCACCAAAAGAUCUGGCCUAAUAACUAUAUCAGACAAAACGUCACCGAAUUGUUCAUUCUGUAUUAAAGUAUUGUAUUUUGCUUUCGAAACAUUCACUCACUUUGCUAUAGCCAUGCAACAUGAGUGCAGAUUACACUGAUUUUACGUGUUAAGAAUUUGGAGAAAAUAUUUAAUAAAGGCUGUUAAUUUUUAUACUGACAA